Symphalangus syndactylus (siamang) is the source of this 1884-nucleotide messenger RNA. RefSeq names its product SWI/SNF related BAF chromatin remodeling complex subunit D3 (gene SMARCD3). Lineage: Eukaryota; Metazoa; Chordata; Mammalia; Primates; Hylobatidae. The record is from RefSeq and is a predicted model, not a curated record.
UGAAGAUCACAACGGGUCUGGCCAGGGCCCGCCGCGGGGCUCCGAGCUGGCGAGCACACCGACGGCUGGAUGGGGCGACGCUUCCUGCUCCGGUCCCUAACUCAUUAUUAAGCUCCUCGCUCUUUGCAGACGCUCCCUGCGCCUCCCCCGCUCCGGGCUGCAGCGGCGCAGGCGCCGGGCCGAGCCGAGCGCCGAGCGGGGAGCGGGCGGCCACGCUCCGGGCCGGGGUCCCGGGGGAGCAGAUCCUCAGAAUGGCCCUUGGUGCUGCAGGCGCGGUGGGCUCCGGGCCCAGGCACCGAGGGGGCACUGGAUGACUCUCCAGGUGCAGGACCCUGCCAUCUAUGACUCCAGGUCUUCAGCACCCACCCACCGUGGUACAGCGCCCCGGGAUGCCGUCUGGAGCCCGGAUGCCCCACCAGGGGGCGCCCAUGGGCCCCCCGGGCUCCCCGUACAUGGGCAGCCCCGCCGUGCGACCCGGCCUGGCCCCCGCGGGCAUGGAGCCCGCCCGCAAGCGAGCAGCGCCCCCGCCCGGGCAGAGCCAGGCACAGAGCCAGGGCCAGCCGGUGCCCACCGCCCCCGCGCGGAGCCGCAGUGCCAAGAGGAGGAAGAUGGCUGACAAAAUCCUCCCUCAAAGGAUUCGGGAGCUGGUCCCCGAGUCCCAGGCUUACAUGGACCUCUUGGCGUUUGAGAGGAAACUGGAUCAAACCAUCAUGCGGAAGCGGGUGGAUAUCCAGGAGGCUCUGAAGAGGCCCAUGAAGCAAAAGCGGAAGCUGCGACUCUAUAUCUCCAACACUUUUAACCCUGCAAAGCCUGAUGCUGAGGAUUCCGACGGCAGCAUUGCAUCCUGGGAGCUACGGGUGGAGGGGAAGCUCCUGGAUGAUCCCAGCAAACAGAAGCGGAAGUUCUCUUCUUUCUUCAAGAGUUUGGUCAUCGAGCUGGACAAAGAUCUUUAUGGCCCUGACAACCACCUCGUUGAGUGGCAUCGGACACCCACGACCCAAGAGACAGACGGCUUCCAGGUGAAACGGCCUGGGGACCUGAGUGUGCGCUGCACACUGCUCCUCAUGCUGGACUACCAGCCUCCCCAGUUCAAACUGGAUCCCCGCCUAGCCCGGCUGCUGGGGUUGCACACACAGAGCCGCUCAGCCAUCGUCCAGGCCCUGUGGCAGUAUGUGAAGACCAACAGGCUGCAGGACUCCCAUGACAAGGAAUACAUCAAUGGGGACAAGUAUUUCCAGCAGAUUUUUGAUUGCCCCCGGCUGAAGUUUUCUGAGAUUCCCCAGCGCCUCACAGCCCUGCUAUUGCCCCCUGACCCAAUUGUCAUCAACCAUGUCAUCAGCGUGGACCCUUCAGACCAGAAGAAGACGGCGUGCUAUGACAUUGACGUGGAGGUGGAGGAGCCAUUAAAGGGGCAGAUGAGCAGCUUCCUCCUGUCCACGGCCAACCAGCAGGAGAUCAGUGCUCUGGACAGUAAGAUCCAUGAGACGAUUGAGUCCAUAAACCAGCUCAAGAUCCAGAGGGACUUCAUGCUAAGCUUCUCCAGAGACCCCAAAGGCUAUGUCCAAGACCUGCUCCGCUCCCAGAGCCGGGACCUCAAGGUGAUGACAGAUGUAGCCGGCAACCCCGAAGAGGAGCGCCGGGCUGAGUUCUACCACCAGCCCUGGUCCCAGGAGGCCGUCAGUCGCUACUUCUACUGCAAGAUCCAGCAGCGCAGGCAGGAGCUGGAGCAGUCGCUGGUUGUGCGUAACACCUAGCAGCCCAGAAAUAAGCAGCACGACGGAACUUCCGGCCGUGUCCCAGGCCCCGGCGUUUUGCCCCGGGCUCCAGCAUCACUCCUUUGCCACCUUGGGGUGUGGGGCUGGAUUAAAAGUCAUUCAUCUGACA